CGCCUGGCCCCGCGCCGCCGCCUCGGAGCGCGCCCCGCCUCGCCCGCAGCCCGGCUCCGGCCCCGCUCGCGCGUCCUCCCGGCACCUUCGGCAGGUGACAGCAGGGACAUGUCUCGGGAGCUGCAGGACGUGGACCUCGCUGAGGUGAAGCCUUUGGUGGAGAAAGGGGAGACCAUCACCGGCCUCCUGCAAGAGUUUGAUGUUCAGGAGCAGGACAUCGAGACCGUGCAUGGCUCCAUCCACGUCACGCUGUGCGGGACCCCCAAGGGCAACCGGCCCGUCAUCCUCACCUACCACGACAUUGGCAUGAACCACAAAACCUGCUACAACCCCCUCUUCAACUCCGAGGACAUGCAGGAGAUCACACAGCACUUCGCCGUCUGCCACGUGGAUGCCCCUGGCCAGCAGGACGGCGCUGCCUCCUUCCCCGUGGGGUACAUGUACCCCUCCAUGGACCAGCUGGCCGAGAUGCUUCCUGGAGUCCUCCACCAGUUUGGGCUGAAAAGCAUCAUUGGCAUGGGAACUGGAGCAGGCGCCUACAUCCUCACUCGGUUUGCUCUGAACAACCCCGAGAUGGUGGAGGGCCUCGUCCUUAUCAACGUGAACCCUUGUGCAGAAGGCUGGAUGGAUUGGGCUGCAUCCAAGAUCUCCGGGUGGACCCAAGCCCUUCCAGACAUGGUGGUGUCCCACCUCUUUGGGAAGGAGGAAAUGCAGAACAACGUGGAGGUGGUCCACACUUACCGCCAGCACAUCGUGAAUGACAUGAACCCCGGCAACCUGCACCUGUUCAUCAACGCCUACAACAGCCGACGAGACCUGGAGAUCGAGCGGCCGAUGCCCGGAGCCCACACAGUCACCCUGCAGUGUCCUGCUUUGUUGGUGGUUGGGGACAGUUCUCCUGCUGUGGACGCUGUGGUGGAGUGCAACUCGAAAUUGGACCCAACCAAGACCACUCUCCUCAAGAUGGCAGAUUGUGGUGGCCUCCCGCAGAUCUCCCAGCCAGCCAAGCUUGCUGAGGCCUUCAAGUACUUCGUGCAGGGCAUGGGAUACAUGCCCUCAGCCAGCAUGACCCGCCUGAUGCGCUCCCGCACGGCCUCUGGCUCCAGCGUCACAUCCCUGGAGGGUGCCCGCAGCCGCUCCCACACCAGCGAGGGCGCCCGCAGCCGCUCCCACACCAGUGAGGGUGCUCGCCUGGACAUCACCCCCAACUCUGGAGCCACCGGCAACAAUGCCGGGCCCAAGUCCAUGGAGGUGUCCUGCUAGACGGCCUGCACCUUGGCCGCCCCUGGACUCUGGGCUCACGCAGCUGCCCUUCCUCCGGCCCUUCCUGCCCCCGCCUGCCACACCACACAUAACUCGUAUUAACCCAAAGCUUAUGGUGUAAGAGAGCUCUGGGGGGGACACACUUAGACUGGGUUUGUCAGGGGCACCUUUCCCAGCAGGGCAAGGUGGGCGGACCAAAGGAAAAGAAGCAUCUCGGUGUCCUGUGCUGGUUGACACGUGGCCCACUGGACCACCCUCUUACCCUCCCUCAGAGACAUCAAACUGCCAAAAACAAGACCCGCCGCCCUAAACACUUCCUAAGCCCAGGCCUAGGCUGACCCCGGCAUCCUGGUCCUAGAGGGUGUUGUGUUGGGAGCCCAGCCUCUCUACUUCCUGUUUUCCUCUCCAACUAAAGAAGUGACCCAGUUUCUGGAAACAGAAUCUGUUCUGAUUUGGGGAGGGGGAGACCUGCGGGUUGGGGGCAGCUCCUUUAGCUCCGCGGCACGGAGAGCGGGGUGCAGGUGGAAUUUAUGUGGAGGCUAGACUGCCUGGGAAACCAAAUCUGUAUAGUUGAGUUGACCCGAAGACGUAGAUUUUUCAAGUUCGCAUAUAUAGCCACUUUUUAAUGCCGAAACACACGAGCCUAUUUUUUUCUGGCGUCCUUCCAAUGGACAGUGAAAGCGGGCAGCAAAUUCUCCAGGCUUUCCAGAGAUGCAGCCUCAGCCAACGUUGGUUAUCGUGGCCUUCGAGCCUUGGGCUCUGCAGGCUGUCUCCUCCUCCACGGCCCCGACUUUCUACCCCAAAGACGUGAGCGAUGAUUCUGUUCAUGGGGAAGACCACUGAGGUCCCUGCUUGCUGGCUUUGCAACGGAGGGAAACAUUCCAAGCAGCUGCACCUGGCUGUGAUGAGUCUCCUUGCAGUGGGGGUGGGGGGUGGGGUGGGGGACCGGGAGUGGGUGGGGGUGGCGGGUUAUCUGGGCUAUUCGAUGUAAGGGAUUUCUGUGGUUGUGAUGGGAUCCAGUGCAGUCGUGAUUUCAGUCCAUCCUGAAAUUCCGGGUUCCCAGGAAUCUUGUGUGAUUGAGUUAAAUCCAGCUUCCGAUCUUUGACAAGCGGGGUCGAAUCUGAACUUGACGGCCGAACGUUUCUGACCCGGUAACGUCGCUGGAUCUCUGGGUAGAACUGUUCGCUCUUGCAGGGGGGCGUGGGGGACUCCCACGGGGAGCGUUGGCUGAGAAGAUGAAAGGAUUCUGGAAUAUCCCACGGGAUUUCCUUCCCUCUCCUGCCUGCCUUCCCCUCUUCCCUGCCCCUCUAACCUUUUGCUGAGUGGGGCGGCACCACUGACAUUUCUGGGCAACGUCGGCGUCGCUGUCAAGUUCCUGUACUACUGGCUUUUGAUUUUCAUUUUGGCUAACCAUGGAUCUUCUUAUAGGAAGUUUGAUCUGAGGGGAUGAAUCAUUGUGAAGAUCAGCCGCUGGGGCCUGGUGCUUUCCGGGACCCUCGAGUUGGGAGGAGGACGUAGUCAUGGCUUCCAGGUAGCUGAAGGGGCAGUGACUCAGUUGACUGCUCCUACCACCUGGACGCCUCCCCUGACCCGUGCCGAAGGGUCAGGGGUCAGGGCAGGAGUGGCUGAAUCGAGACAGGAAAACUGUGUGUACAAGUCUUUCCAGAGAAGUUUCUUAAUCAGAUAUUUGUAUUUAUUUCCAGACCAAUAAAUUUGUAACUUUGCA
Messenger RNA from Nyctereutes procyonoides (raccoon dog), 2989 nucleotides. It is a transcript of the gene NDRG1, whose product is annotated as N-myc downstream regulated 1. Gene Ontology annotation, cellular component: cytoplasm. Gene Ontology annotation, biological process: signal transduction. NCBI's taxonomy places the organism in Eukaryota, Metazoa, Chordata, Mammalia, Carnivora, Canidae. The transcript has 16 exons. The coding region runs from base 109 to 1263 and encodes 384 amino acids. The record is from RefSeq and is a predicted model, not a curated record.